This is a messenger RNA of Helobdella robusta, 333 nucleotides long. RefSeq lists its product as hypothetical. The transcript has 5 exons. The record is from RefSeq and is a predicted model, not a curated record. Bases 1 to 333 code for a protein of 110 amino acids. Lineage: Eukaryota; Metazoa; Annelida; Clitellata; Rhynchobdellida; Glossiphoniidae.
AUGUCACGUUCAUUCAGUGGCAAAGAAUGCACGCCUGGCCGGGGAGGACUGGAGGACAACAUAGGAACCGGAGAGCAUUCAACAUUCUGCCUUCUUCGAAUGGACGACGAACGAUGUCAGCACAUUUCAGAUGAUGCAAUGGAGUACAGUAACGACGAUUUUUGGAAGAAAGUCAUUUACUGUUACGUUAAUAAAAAUUUUGUGUACAGAAUUUUGAGAGGUGGGCAGUGGUGGGAGUCAGCACGUUUCAGAUGGUGGUCUCAUGUAUCCGGUAAAAUUCAUUCUGUCGGUGCGUCUCAGAUGUUGGUCGGUGCAAUGGAGUUUCGUCCGUAG